AUGCAAAGUUCCCAUUUCUUAAAGGCAAUUUUACUCCUUAAAGUCUCCUUUUGGCUGCAGACUCGCCCAAUCAAAGCAUUUGAAAACAAUGAAGAUUCUCCCAAUCGUAGUGUUAAAUCUCCUACGCAUGAAUUUGACUGGAAAAGCAUGAUUGAUUGGUCUUACUCCCCAGAACGUAAAACAGAAGAAAUCAUAUCUGGGCAUUCGAGUUUAGGCACUUCUUCGCCUGCUGGAGGGCGUUCUCCAAGAGUAAAUAUGCGCCUCAAAGAACAGGAGACGUUGUCUCUUCAUGAUGUGACCAAAGGCUCACAGCCUGUCCAGCCAGAAAAAGAAUCUAGAAGUCCUAUUACUGCAAUCAGCUCCAUCAAGAUGCAAUCGCCUGUCCAACGACCUAAAAGGAAGUAUAAAAAUCUCAAAGAACGUUACUCUGCAGAAAAAGUGAAACAGUUCAGUAGAAAUUAUUAUAUCAAUUAUCGUAAAGAUCCGGAGAGGGUGAAACGAGUGCAAGAGAACAAUCGAAAAAGAUACUAUAAAAGAAAAGCAGAAAAGGAAGAAAUGCUGACUACGUUGACAGAAGCAGAAAAGGAAGCAGAAGUCGCCAAACGAAACGAACAGUUAGCAAAGAGAAGAUUCAGAUACCGUUUGAAAAAAGACCCAAAUGCAGUCAAUGAACCAAGAAAGUAUAAACUUUCGGAAAAAGAACGCAGAUUGGCGAGAGAAAGAGGUGCUAAGCAUCGUCUUAAACGGAUGCUUGAAGCUCAAAAUGGCAAUUCUCAGAUUCAGUAA
Molecule: messenger RNA, 786 nt
Organism: Meira miltonrushii
Lineage: Eukaryota; Fungi; Basidiomycota; Exobasidiomycetes; Exobasidiales; Brachybasidiaceae
Exons: 1
Coding region: 1-786 (261 amino acids)
Source: RefSeq, a predicted model, not a curated record